Triplophysa rosa is the source of this 3744-nucleotide messenger RNA. RefSeq names its product DALR anticodon binding domain containing 3 (gene dalrd3). Gene Ontology annotation, molecular function: ATP binding; arginine-tRNA ligase activity; tRNA binding. The transcript is spliced from 13 exons. Bases 161 to 1840 code for a protein of 559 amino acids. Gene Ontology annotation, biological process: tRNA C3-cytosine methylation; arginyl-tRNA aminoacylation. The record is from RefSeq and is a predicted model, not a curated record. NCBI's taxonomy places the organism in Eukaryota, Metazoa, Chordata, Actinopteri, Cypriniformes, Nemacheilidae.
CCUCUUAACGUUCCGGUCCCUUUACUGCAUCUGUUUUGACUGGUGGUCAGUCGGGGUCGUUGAGCACAACCGCAGUGUUGUGUUUUUAUCAGGACUGCAGUCUUCACAGUAACAAUCUACUAGUUCAGUUACCGAUAACGAUGUUUAUAAAUUGAGCCCCAUGAUGGAGGAAGUCAUACCUUUUAGCACCGUGUCCACCGUCAAAGCGCUGAGCGAUGCGCUGCGGAGAGACGCUGAACAUGAAGCCGAUAUCAGCCGGGAGCGAGAGAAGUUCUGGUUCAAAGAGAGCAGCGCCAAAAACCUGAGAAAUCGGGACUUUCUGGCACCUAAUACGGUUUUGACGACGCUGUACGCCGCCGGAGAGGUUCCCCCUGAUGUACUCCGUAGAAUUCGGAAACUUCAUGGAAGCGGCGUGUUGCCAAUAGCAGCCAGUGAGAUGACAGCUGAAGGAUUGCGUGUGUGUGUGGAUCGAUGUGCGGCAUUCAAGGGUGUACUUUGUGAAAUAAUGCCCUACCUGAGACCUGCAGCUGAAAGAGAGGGCUGUGUCCUCGUCAACUGCGCCGCCCUCCACAGCAAACAAGCCACACCCUCUCCUGAUACCCUAACUCUUGGGCAGCUAAGGACAAUUCUCAUUGCCGACCACCUUGGGAUGCAGCUCAGAAGACAAGGGUACACUGUGUCCUUUUGUCCAGCCUUGCCACAGGAGAGUGAUGUUGUCAGCUUUCUAAAAACACUAGGCAUUGAUUGGCCGACAGUUACUUUCAGUUGGACCAAUGAGGAUAGGGAAGAGAAGAUGAAAAAAGCUGUAGAGAACACUACCUACAGAGACCGAGAGAUGGAGAGAGGCAAGAGAAGAAGCAGAGGAGAGGAAAUAGAAGGAGAGAAGAGAGGAAUAAAGGAGGAAAUUAGAAUAAACCUCAAACAAGUGGUACAGGAUGAGAACCUUCAAGGUUAUGAUCCCAGUCUCGGUAUUUGCACUGUACAGAGAGAAGCUCUAUGUCACUUGGCCCAGCUUGACCACGCUACUACAGAUUUCCCUGUUUCCACGGCAACAGUCCUGCAUGUCACUUCCUGUCAGGAUGAGUUUCGUCAGCAGCAAACAGCCAUGCUGUGGAGAGCAACGGGCGCAACAGCAGUGCAGAGAUUGGUGAUUUGUGGUCCUGUUAAAACCCCUGGCGUUCAGAUGAAUGCAGCUCAGUAUCUUCAAUUAAGACAAGCCCAGAUGAAAGAGGCCUCAGAAAUGAAGUAUGGAGACCAAGUUGAAGGUCAGACAUGGGAUGACAUCAUUAGGGUCAUGACCUCGGCCACCGUUAGAUUUGAGCUACUAUCCACAGUGCACACAAGUCCGGUGACCUUAGAUGUGCAGAGGGACAGUGGGGUGUCCACAAAGGGUCCAAGGGGCGGAGUCUUUGUCAUGUAUAACUGUGCUCGCCUUCACACUCUUUUUAGCAGCUACGAGAAAGGGGUAGAGCAAGGUCUUUAUCCAGAAAUCCCAGAUGGUGCAGAGCUGGACUUUUCUGCCCUUAAGGAGGAGGGGGAGUGGCUUCUACUUUUCAAUUACCUCAUUCCGUUCUCUGAGCUUUUGGACCAAUCAGGACAGAUUCUAGAGCAUAAAGGGGGAGGAGCCAGAGUUAAUUUAAGAACGGAACAGGUGUGCAGAUUUUUGGUGUCUCUCAGUAAAGAUUUUAGCUCCUACUACAACAGAGUCCAUGUUCUUGGGGAGCCACUGCCUCAUCUCUUCAAUCAGAUGUUUUGUCGUUUAUUGUUAUUAAGAGCAUUACGAGAACUUUACCACAGCGCACUGGACUUCCUUAACCUGCCCCCGAUCCCCCAACUAUAGCAUCCACACUGGAGACAUUACACUAUACCACAGCCAGCACUCUUCCAUUUCCCUCAGUUAUGACUUCUAAAUAUCCUCCUCGCACAUACUGUAUAAUUGCCUAAACAUCUUGGUUAAACCCAAUUGUCUCAAUACCAAACCUCCAAAUUGAAAUACCCUACACACCAGGCGGACAGACUCCACACAUGAGUUUAGCAUUACUCAUCCUGUCACUGAUGUUUAUCUGUUGCCUCUCACAAGGUCCAAUGGGAUAUAUGCAUACGGGGCGAUGAUGUUCUUCCUCUAAAAUCACAGCCAGCUAAGCCACUUGCAAUCAUAAUUUAGGUAAUUUUUCAUCAAGUGAUAACAAUGUGUUUAGUAAGAAAACGUUCAAAUUCCAGCGAACCGACAACACUACGGCUGAACAUUGCGAUAUGCCUUUGUCAUCAUGCUACGAGUAAGUGCAAAAGUUUACUUGGCUUUUUUCGUAUUUGUGAAUGUAGCUUGAAACGGGUAGCCUGAAGCUUUUCUCCUUUUGGUUGUUGAUGUGUGUUUUAGUGUUUGGAUAAUUUGACUCACGUCGUUGACCGUAAUCCGAGGUGCAUCUUUAAGCGACCGAGUGAAUAACGCAAUCGUUUUUAAUGGACGCUACGUUUGCCGGAUGUAUCAGAGCUGGCUGAGAUUUUAGCGGUCAUACGUCAUCGCUCUGUGUGCCUAUACCACACUGCUUUCAAAUUUAGCAGAAUUCAUUUAAAAAUAGUAAACGGUAAAAUGCUGCGAGUUCUUGAUUCUUAUUGGUAGCUGAAAAUAGUAUCCAAAAGUAUGCAAAAUAUGAUGGAGAUGUAAAUUUGUUAAUGAUACUCAUUCCACUUUAGUUAAAAUUUGUGAACAUCCUGUCAGAUCUAUUAAAUCUCAACAAUACACUUUUAGUUCUAGUCAGUCUGGUACAUAGCAACAACCUUGAUAUCUGUCAUUCCCUCUCAACUAAUGUAAUUUAUAGAAUCGUAUAAACUGCAUUACUGCAUCACGGUCAUAGAUGUUGCAUGACAAUGUCUUUUAUGUAAUAAUCUUAAAUCAUUGUAAUUACCUUACUCUGUUAAACACCUAUAAAUUACCUUCUGUUUGUCACUACAGUUUCUGAUCAGGAAUAACCUGGACACUUUACACCAACAUCCAUAAUGCCUGCUGAAACGUCAUAGAAUGGGAUGCUAUUUUAACGUUAUUAUUAAUAGUCUUAACUUAAAUGUCAAAUCUAUUUUAAAGGGUUCCCUAUUGCCCUUUACUGUUUGUGGGCCUAUAAGUGUGCAGGUGUUCCACUCGUGCCAUACAGACAUGUGUCACUGUAUCUAGAGUUUUCACAGAAUGUGCCAUACUGUACACCACACUGUAUUCAAUCAUGUGUCAGUAAUAAACCGUUAUGGCUACUAUCUGUAUUCCCUUGCAAUUUAACAUUUUUAGUGGUGAUAUUGCUUGUAUUUUAAGAUUCAAUCAUUAAUAGAAACAAAGAACCCCUGCACACUAUUUUAACCGUUUUGUUCUCUGACCUUCAUUAAAUAUUUCAUGAUGAAAGUUGAGAUGUGCUUAAGCUCUAUAGUUUCUAUUGAUUGUUAGUAUUAUCUUAAAUUCUAUUUGCGUUAGCCUAUAUUCAAUCUGUGCACCUGUCAGUUGUUUAGCAGAUGUGCUAGAUUAGUCGUUUUUUUAUUUAUAAAUUUUUUUUAAUAAAAAAUGUAUUAAUAUAAAUUUAUCUGUUUUAACCUCUGGAUUGUCUCUUUUAGGUGUACAAAAAUGUGAAUGUAAAUUAUAUUUGUACUUUUGUCAAUUGAAGUUUAUUGAGGGCAUAUUUUUUGACAACAUUCUUAUAUAAAACAUGGCAUGCUGUCUCUGUAGAGCAAAUUAAGCCACUUAUUAAAAUGUUGAAAAAUUCC